Molecule: messenger RNA, 2296 nt
Organism: Eucalyptus grandis
Lineage: Eukaryota; Viridiplantae; Streptophyta; Magnoliopsida; Myrtales; Myrtaceae
Product: pyrophosphate-energized vacuolar membrane proton pump-like
Exons: 8
Coding region: 11-2173 (720 amino acids)
Biological process (GO): proton transmembrane transport
Cellular component (GO): membrane
Molecular function (GO): diphosphate hydrolysis-driven proton transmembrane transporter activity; inorganic diphosphate phosphatase activity
Source: RefSeq, a predicted model, not a curated record
UCCGGUGAGGAUGGCAUUACUCUCAGCUCUCGCGACAGAGAUCGUGAUCCCAGUUUGCGCCGUCGUCGGGAUCGCGUACUCCUACUCCCUGAUGCAGUGGUUCCUCGAGUCGCGCAAUAGCGACAAACUCGACCAUGAAGAGCAGGGCUUAACCAGCCAUAAGGCCUUUUAUGAUCAGACAAAGAGGGACGCCUCUAAAGGUUUGAAAGCUUUUCUGUUCACGGAGUGCCGGUAUGGUGGCGUUUUCAUGGUUGCUUUUGCGAUUCUAAUCUUCCUUUGCCUUGGCUCUGUUGAGAGCUUCAGCACCCAAAGCCAGCCUUGCAGGCUUGAUCCUUCAAACAUGUGCAAGCCUGCACUUGCCACAGCCGUUUUCAGUGCUGUUUCAUUCCUACUUGGUGCUUUCAUAUCAGUCCUCUCUGGUUUCCUUGGCAUGCAGAUUGCUCUCUAUGUUAAUGCCAGGACUGCCUUGGAAGAGAAGAAGGGCGUUGGAAAAGCUUUCUUUUCUGCGUUCAGGUCUGGUGCAGUGAUGGGAUUUCUUCUUGCUGCUAACGGUCUUCUCAUGCUCUAUAUUGCAAUCAAUCUGUUCAAUCUGUACUAUGGCAAUGAUUGGGAAGGCCUUUAUGAGGCGAUCGCCGGUUAUGGUCUUGGUGGAUCUUCCAUGGCUCUCUUUGGAAGAGCGGCUGGUGGAAUUUAUGCCAAGGCUGCUGAUGUUUGCGGUCAUCUGAUUAAAGAGACUUCGCAAGGUUACCCAGCAGAUGAUCGACAAUACACAGCUGUGAUUUCUUAUUAUGUUGGUGAUAUUGUCGGGGAUAUUGCUGGUACGGGGACUGAUCUUUUUGGCUCUUAUGCCGAAUCAUCCUGCGCUGCCCUUGUUGUUGCUUCCAUCUCUUCUUUCGGAGACAGUCACAACUUCACUGCUAUGUGUUAUCCCCUGCUUAUCAGCUCUAUGGGUAUUCUCGUUUGUUUGAUGACAACUCUCUUUAUGGCCGACUUCUCAAAAAUCAAGGAAGUGAAGGAAAUCAAGCCUGCAUUGAGGAAGCAACUUAUUAUUUCCACAAUUCUAAUGACUUUUGGAAUUGUUAUUGUUAGCUGGAUUGCUCUGCCCUCAUCAUUUACAGUUUACAACUUUGGGUCGCAGAAAGUUGUGAAGAACUGGCAGCUGUGCUUCUGUGUUGGUGUUGGUCUUUGGGCUGGGCCAAUUAUUGGGUUUGUCACUAAAUUACGCAGCAACGAUGAGAUCAGCCUUCUCCAGGAUUUUGCCGCUGACAAUGUUGGUUUUGGCCUUGCCUUUGUCAAUAUCCCAACUUUUGCUGCCAUUAGCAUUUUGUUGAGUUAUAGCAUUGCUUCCGUGUACGGAAUUGCUGUGGCUGCCGUUGGGAUGCAAAGUACCUUUGCCACCCGAUUGGCCAUAGAUGCUUACAGUCCCAUCAGCCACAAUGCUAAACGAAUUGCUAGGGCGGUUGACUGGAGAGCCCAUGACGAUUUACUGUCGUCAAGCAAUACUCCAGCUGCCAUUGGAAAGGGAUUCGCCAUUGAAUCAGCUUCCCUGGUGUCUAUCGCUCUGUUUGGUGCAUUUGCGAGUCGUGCAUCAAUUUCUCUUGUUGAUGUCCUGACGCCAAAAGUUUUCAUGGGUUUGAUCGUGGGCCCCAUGCUUCCUAAAUGGUUCUCUGCUAUGACCAUGAAAAGAGUGGGACCUGCAGCUUUGGAGAUGGCUAACGUGUUUUUUCGGCGGUCUGUGCUAACAAUUGAGAAACAUAAAUGGUUCAAAAUUUCCACUGAUGCACCUUUCAGGGGGAUGAUUCGACCUGGUGCCCUUGCCAUGCUUACACCACUUAUCGUCGGGACCUUCUUUGGAGUAGAGAUGCUAUCUGGUGUUUUGGCUGGCUCUAUUGGUUAUGUUGUUCGGAUUGCAAUUUCGGCAUCCGACACUGGUGGAGCAUGGGAGAAAGCGAAGAAGUAUAUUAGGGCUGGUGCUUCCGAGUACGCAAAGACCCAUUACCCUAAAGAAUCGAUGAUUCGCGAGGCAGUUGAUAAGGGAGAUACCAUUGGCGAUCCAUUGAAGGACACUUCAGGCCCGCCACUCAACAUCCUCAUCCAGCUAAUGGCAGUCGAGUCGCUUGUGUUUGCUCCCUUCUUUACUACUCACGGUGGUCUGCUCUUCAAGAUUUUCUAAGGGAGGGAACGGGCGACUUCCCCCUUGUAGCAACAGCAGCAGCAUCGUCAUCGACUCAAUUUGCUCUUAAACAUCUAUUUCCAUGUUGUUUGCACGAUCUAAUAAAUCUCUCUAGCUCCUCCA